Messenger RNA from Phytophthora sojae, 453 nucleotides. RefSeq lists its product as hypothetical. Lineage: Eukaryota; Oomycota; Peronosporomycetes; Peronosporales; Peronosporaceae. The annotation marks the transcript as partial. The record is from RefSeq and is a predicted model, not a curated record. The transcript has a single exon.
GAUGGGCCCAUUUACGUGCGUCUGAGAGAAUCACGGUGCAUCCAGCACAACGACGACUCCCCUUUCGUCGGCCGGGACGCCGGGCGUCCUGGUUGGGUGUGUCAGCUGAUCUUUUACCCGAGUGCAGAUGACCCCAUGUUGUACCCAGCACCGCUGAACGACUGGACUACGCGCGACUUCAUCAUCCCAGAGAGUCGGCAUACUCGUCCGACAGAGGACCUAGCGCAGCGCGAGCUCCAAGAACGACCUCUUUUGUUGCUGUUUCGAUUUGUUCGCCUUCGCACGUGCUUCAUGGCAGACUCACGGGGUGAUGGUGGGCGCGAACUGGUGGAGGUUCCGCUAACUGCUUUCGUCGUUGGUCAGAUUGUGGCGUAUUGUGGAACCGAUGACUUCACGUUUUCGGCACAAGAUGGAACGCAACUCAGCCUGUCUUGCCGUUUUGUUUGCGUCGUU